Portunus trituberculatus (swimming crab) is the source of this 1543-nucleotide messenger RNA. It is a transcript of the gene hgo, whose product is annotated as homogentisate 1,2-dioxygenase-like. Lineage: Eukaryota; Metazoa; Arthropoda; Malacostraca; Decapoda; Portunidae. Gene Ontology annotation, biological process: L-phenylalanine catabolic process. The transcript has 10 exons. Gene Ontology annotation, cellular component: cytoplasm. Gene Ontology annotation, molecular function: homogentisate 1,2-dioxygenase activity. The coding region runs from base 149 to 1474 and encodes 441 amino acids. The record is from RefSeq and is a predicted model, not a curated record.
AGACUAGAGGGGGAGCCGCUGCUAGACCCACGGUAACUCAGUCGCUACUCGCCACUCGUUACUCCCCAGUCAGUCUACUGCCGCCCCGCGCACGCUCGCAGCACACGCCGCUAGGGAGACAAAUACACCCCCACCUGUUUUCUUUACCAUGGCAAAGACGGAAGAUUAUAAGUACCUGAGUGGGUUCGGCUCGGAGUUCGCCACGGAGGCCCUACCUGGCGCCUUACCUGAGGGCCAGAACACUCCCCAGGUGUGUCCAUAUGGCCUGUACGCGGAGCAGCUCUCAGGCACGGCUUUCACAGCCCCGAGGGAAACAAACAGACGUACUUGGUUCUACAGGAUUCGCCCUUCAGUCACCCACCGUCCCUUCGCUCCCAUCAAACACGCCUUUCUGGAGAGCGAUUUCAGAAAGAGGCACCCGAAUCCAAACCAGCUGAGAUGGAAGCCCUUCGACAUUCCCAAGGAGGAGACGGACUUCGUGGCGGGGCUUCGAACCGUGUGCGGCGCUGGGGACCCUCUCUCCCGCAACGGCUGUGCCAUCUACGUGUACGUGUGCAAUGCCUCCAUGGGGAACUCUGCUAUUUACAACAGCGAUGGGGACUUCCUGAUAGUCCCCCAGCAGGGCACUCUGGAGGUCACCACUGAGUUCGGGCGCAUGCGUGUGGAGCCUAAUGAGAUCUGCGUGGUCCAGCAGGGCAUGAAGUUCUCGGUGGGGGUGAGUGGGCCGUCCCGAGGCUACAUCUUGGAGGUCUACAACGGCCACUUUGUUCUCCCCAACCUCGGCCCUAUCGGUGCUAACGGCCUGGCCAGCCCCCGUGACUUCCUGACUCCCGUGGCUUGGUAUGAGGAUAAGGAUGUUAACGAGUACCGGGUCAUCUCCAAGUAUCAGGGCCACUUGUUUGAAUCCAUCCUAGACCACUCUCCCUUCGACGUGGUGGCUUGGCAUGGGAAUUACGUGCCCUACAAGUAUAACCUCAAGAACUUCAUGGUUAUCAACGCCACAGCCUUCGAUCAUGCGGACCCCUCCAUCUUCACGGUACUCACCUGCCCCAGCACCAAGCCAGGCACUGCCAUCGCCGACUUCGUUAUCUUCCCACCUCGCUGGGCUGUACAGGAACACACCUUCAGGCCGCCCUACUACCACCGUAACUGCAUGAGUGAGUUUAUGGGCUUGAUCUACGGUAACUACGAGGCGAAGGAGGAAGGGUUCUUGCCAGGGGGCGCCUCUUUACACUCCAUGAUGACGCCCCACGGUCCCGAUGCCCAGUGCUUCGAAGGUGCCUCCACGGACGAGCUGAAGCCUGUGAAGGUGGCUGAGGGCACGCAGUCCUUCAUGUUCGAGACGUGUCUGGGCCUAGGACUGACUGACUGGGGUGAGGAGAAAUGCUGUAAGGUGGAAGCAGAUUAUUACAAGUGCUGGCAGGGGCUGAAGAAGCAUUUCAACCCUAACUGGAAACCUACACCCAAGUCUUAAUAUGAUUCUCCUCUCUCUCUCUCUCUCUCUCUCUCUCUCUCUCUCUCUCUCUCUCUCUCUCUCUCUCUC